Ustilaginoidea virens is the source of this 261-nucleotide messenger RNA. RefSeq lists its product as uncharacterized. The record is from RefSeq and is a predicted model, not a curated record. Bases 1 to 261 code for a protein of 86 amino acids. Lineage: Eukaryota; Fungi; Ascomycota; Sordariomycetes; Hypocreales; Clavicipitaceae. The transcript has 5 exons.
AUGCCUGUUCCUUUCGAGACUCUGCUGCCCUACGCCAUCAUGAUUGGUAUGUUUGGCGUUACAGGCACGGGCCUGGCUGUUGUCAAGACUUGGCGCAACGAGGGCAAGCGGCCGCGGUACUCAUUAGAUCAGUGGGAUCGGCAAAUGAUGGAACGUGACCGCAGACUUACAGGCACUUUGAGGGGACAAACAGACAGGCCUGAAGCACCCCCAGGGUUCGAAUUUAGCAACGGAUGGAAGCUGGAAAAGCGCUUCAUAUGA